AUGGUUCGGCACAAGAAAACUACUUACGCCAUUCUUACUCCCGAGCACCGUUUCCAGUUGCAGGAGGACAUCCGUUUGAGGGGCGCCGCUCUGGUCGCAGCGGGCAUGCCUCCGGACUCGCCGGGGCCGGAGGAGAUUGGGGAGGUUGUGGAAGUGGAGGGGGAUGCGUCGGAGCUCAUGCAGGGAGUUGAUCCAGUGGGGGUAUAUGUGAUUGAGGAAGAGGAGGGGGGUGACGAGGAUGACGAGGAUGACGAGGAUGGCGGGGACGAGGAUGAUGAGGGCGAUGAGGAAGGCGUUGACGAGGAUGACGGGGACGAUGAGGAUGGCGAUGACAAGGAUGACGAGGACGACGAGGAGGGGGUGACGUGGAUGACGAGGACGACAAGGAGGGGGUGA
Aegilops tauschii subsp. strangulata is the source of this 396-nucleotide messenger RNA. NCBI's taxonomy places the organism in Eukaryota, Viridiplantae, Streptophyta, Magnoliopsida, Poales, Poaceae. The record is from RefSeq and is a predicted model, not a curated record.